AUGGGUGUAACCGGACUUCUGCCGCUUCUCAAGUCUAUCCAAAAGCCAACAGAGCUCAAGAAAUAUGAUGGACAAACCUUGGGUGUCGACGCGUACGGAUGGCUUCAUCGUGCGGCCUAUUGUUGUGCUUUAGAGCUUGGGCAGGGCAAGCCGACGCAGAAGUACAUCAAUGCUGCCAUGAUGCGUGUCCGCAUGCUCCGCCAUUUCGGUGUCACCCCCUACAUGGUAUUCGACGGCGACUAUCUGCCUAGCAAAGCUGCCACCGAGGAUUCACGUGCCAAGAAGAGAGAUGACAAGAAGAAGGUGGCCAUGGAGCUCCUUCGAGCUGGAAAGCCUGCUCAGGCCACUCAGGAGUUUCAGAAAUGCAUCGAUAUCACCCCCGAGAUGGCAUCCGCUCUUAUCCAGCAGCUGAAGAAGCUCGAUAUUCCCUACGUUGUCGCCCCCUACGAAGCCGAUGCACAACUCGUCUACCUCGAACGACAGGGUCUGAUCCACGGCAUCAUUUCGGACGACUCUGAUCUCCUCGUGUUCGGUGCCAAGAAGCUUUUGACCAAGCUAGACCAGUACGGAAACUGCAUCGAGAUCAAUCGCAAGGAUUUCUGCGCCUGCCGGGAGGUCUCUUUGACGGGAUGGUCCGAUACCGAGUUUCGACGAAUGGCUAUCUUAAGCGGAUGUGACUAUCUGGAUGGUCUUCCAAGUGUCGGGUUGAAGACAGCAUAUCGAAUGCUCCGCAAGACCAAAGCUCCCGAACGAGUAGUGCGCAUGCUUCAAUUCCAGGGCAAGCGAAUUUCGGAAAACUACUUGACCCAGUUCUACCAGGCCGAAUUGACCUUCCUGCAUCAAUGGGUCUUCUGUCCCAACAAGAAGCAGCUUGUUCACCUCACUGACCUGGAUGGUACGCGGACUGCCGAGGAGAUGCCCUUCAUUGGAGCCUUUGUGGAGCCCGAAGUUGCACGAGCGGUGGCCAAGGGUGAUAUGAAUCCCAUCACCAAGAUGCCCAUCAUUCUCCCUCUGACGCCGUCCAAGAGAAGACAUUCACAGACCACUUCUAGUUCUGUCGAUGAGCCUCCACCCAUGAAGCCCAUCAGCUCAUACUUCAAGGGUCACCAACGGAUACCUAUGGGUGAGAUGGAUCCCAAUUGCUUCGAGGUCGAUCCUCAACGAGUUUCGCAAAUUACCGGAGGAGGAUUGGUUCCCCGGGUGUUCCCUCUGCCCAGGCCCUAUCUUGAUGAAGCAACUCGACCCACGGCCCCAGGUCCUUCCAACCGCACGCGAUCAUCCCCACGACUCAACCGCCGCCGAACUGAGCCAAUCUCCAGUAUGCUCGCCCGGAUUGCUGGCAGCCCUCCCACCACAAGACGUACGUCUUCUGUGGGUACGGCGUCCAACUCAUCCGCGGCCCCCUCGACCGAUCCUAUGAACAGGCCACCCAAGAAGGCCCGUCUGUGUGACGACAACGAAGCCGAGCCCAUCGAUUCUCCGCCGGAGAGGAGCAGGUUCUUUUCAGCUCCAAAGCUACGAAGAAGCCCGAGAAGGGCCAAGAGCGAUGCGUACUUGCUGUCAGACGACUCUCUUGAUGAGGCACUUAUGGCUCUUCCUGACUUUGAAGGCUGGAAACCUGCCGACAAGUCAAGAAAGUCCAUUUCAGUCUUUGAGGAGAGGGAGAGCCAGGAAACUACCACCACGAGCGACAGUUUCACUACCACGGCCGACAGUGAGAGUCAAGCAUCCUUCAAACAUGAACAGACACCAAUGUCAUCUUUUGAAGAUCCUAUGCCUCCUCCUCGAUCAACCGCGCCUCUCUCAAAGCCUUCCGAGACUCCUUCUCGGCCCAAUCUCCGCCAGUUCUCAUACUCGAAACCAACUGAAACGCCUGCUUCGGAUGUUUCGCGACGCUCCUCGGUAUUCAGUGCGGCAUCCACUCCCUCAACCGCGCCUUCGACUGCCGCCUCUCGAAUGACACCGCUGCAGCGGCUUGGCGCUCGUGCCCUCAGCGGCCCCAUGUCUCCCAAGCUACCCAAGCCACGCAACAGCCUUGACAGACAGUUCCUCUCGGGCGUUCCUGUGAACCCGGCAUUCGUUCCCCUCCCCAAGGUCAACCUGAAGGAGGUGGAGCAGUUGAACCGAGGCAGCGAGGACCAAAUCAUCCCCGAUAGUGACGAGGAAGAUGAGGACGAUGACGAAGUCGAGCUUGCACCUCCGAAGAAGCUCAACCUCUCCCGCUUCGCAUUUGCAUAG
Messenger RNA from Fusarium keratoplasticum, 2238 nucleotides. RefSeq names its product Exonuclease 1. Gene Ontology annotation, cellular component: nucleus. The coding region runs from base 1 to 2238 and encodes 745 amino acids. Gene Ontology annotation, biological process: DNA recombination; mismatch repair; DNA double-strand break processing. NCBI's taxonomy places the organism in Eukaryota, Fungi, Ascomycota, Sordariomycetes, Hypocreales, Nectriaceae. The record is from RefSeq and is a predicted model, not a curated record. The transcript is spliced from 3 exons. Gene Ontology annotation, molecular function: 5'-3' DNA exonuclease activity; 5'-flap endonuclease activity; metal ion binding.